GACUUCAAAAUGGGUGAUGUUGAGAAGGGCAAGAAAAUGUUUGUGCAGAAGUGUGCCCAGUGCCACACCGUGGAAAAAGGGGGUGAGCACAAGAUUGGGGCAAACCUGGGGGAAUAUGGGCAGAAGACUGGUCAAGCUCCUGGAUUCUUUUACACAGAUGCUAGUAAGAACAAAGGUAUCACUUGGGGAGAGGAUACACUGAUGAAGUAUCUGGAGAAUUCUCAAAUUCCUGGAACAAAAAUGAUCUUUCCUGGCAUUAAGAAGAAGACAGAAAGGGCAGAAUUGAUAGCUUAUAUCAAGAAAGCUACCAGUGAGUAA
Messenger RNA from Elephantulus edwardii (Cape elephant shrew), 318 nucleotides. Its product is annotated as cytochrome c-like. The transcript has a single exon. The coding region runs from base 10 to 318 and encodes 102 amino acids. Lineage: Eukaryota; Metazoa; Chordata; Mammalia; Macroscelidea; Macroscelididae. Gene Ontology annotation, cellular component: mitochondrial intermembrane space. Gene Ontology annotation, biological process: mitochondrial electron transport, ubiquinol to cytochrome c; mitochondrial electron transport, cytochrome c to oxygen. The record is from RefSeq and is a predicted model, not a curated record. Gene Ontology annotation, molecular function: heme binding; electron transfer activity.